Soboliphyme baturini is the source of this 1698-nucleotide messenger RNA. NCBI's taxonomy places the organism in Eukaryota, Metazoa, Nematoda, Enoplea, Dioctophymatida, Soboliphymatidae. The record is from the annotation of a GenBank genome assembly.
AUGCAUUUUGCUGCACUCUUGGCAUGCAUCAUUCUGGCCAUUUUUGGUACUGCCUUCGGUCUAAGUCCAGCGCUUCAUCCGGAUGCUCACCGAACAGCGAACUCUCCUCUGCAGCAUCACAAGCCUCCAGCUUUGUUCAUCCGUCUGUCGAAAAGUGGCGUUCAGCGCAUACAGGACUUCGUCAUCGACCUGUUCGAAGAACACAUGCGACAUGCGAAGUUCACAGUCGCAGGGGACGACUCGUUGAUUUGGAGGACGUUAGAGAGCAUGGAUGUAGAAAUAUUUGACCUCAAGCCGGCCGACAGGUACAGGAUACGUUUCGAAGGAGGUUACACACCGGGGGUGUACAUGUCGGUCGAAAACCUCGGCCUGAUGAUCAAGGCAAAGCCGAAAAUACGCCGUGGUUUACUGUUGCACCUGCUCUACAUCCCUGACAUGGUGAUCUACGCCCAGAUGAAAGGCAUCCGCGUGUCUGCCCACUUUCUGAUCAACUUUGCGUCUAACGUCAUUGCCCAACUGAAGGUCGGCCACUGCGAGGCGGCCAUUGCGUCCCUGCACAUAUCCGUCGAUAACGCCGGACCUCUGAAGGCCUUACUGGACUCGAUGACAACCAUGUUCAACAACGCUGUGCGCAAAAAGGUAGCUGAUAAGAUCUGCACUAUUAUCGAAAGGUUAGCAAUCAAUCGGACGAACAAGUACCUCAGUCAAAUCCAGACCAAAAGGCUCAUUUUUCCUUUGCCGGACAAGGACGCGGCAAACAGGGUCCGUGUCGCGAGGCAACGAACCUCACCCAACGCGGUAGGUGUGCCGAGACAUGUACGGAGCUCCAGCCAGCUGGACUACGGACAAAUGGCUCGCAACGUGAUGCUGGACUUCAGCAUCGUCGAGCUGCCGGUGAUCAACGGUGACUACAUCGAAACACGGCACAGUGGUGAGGUUUCGUGGCAAGGAAGAGGCGGCACACCGGUGCCGCUCCGACCCAGCCGGAAAGCUGCAGUUCGGUCACCCAACGGUCAUUCAAUGAUCACGUGCUCGGCACACGUGUACGUGUUCAACACGUUGAUCUACACCCUGUGGACGAAGAACUACUUCAACUUCGUCUUCAACAGACACACCACACCAGGUAUGGCGAAGUUCCUCGAGAUCGACUGCGAGACGAACUUCGAAUGUAUGGGCACGCUGCUGCCGGUGCUUCAGGAGAGGUUCUCCGGCUACUACCUGCAGAUAACCUUUCGAGCCACGACCGCGCCAUUCGUGGAGUUUCACAACGGUCUAGGACGGAUGCACAUGGCCGGGCCGCUGUCGUUGGAGGUGCGCCGAGAGGGCCGACGCCACACCCUGUUCAGAGGCAAGUUGCACGUCGUGCUGGCUGUUCACCUGAUCGCCCGCAACGGACUGAUCGUCGGCAACAUGACUCUGUCGAAGUUCGACGUGCACACGCAGAACGACCACGAGAAGCUGAUGAACCUGAACGAGGCGAAGUUCGUCGCUUACAUCUGGAAGGCAGUGCUGGAGACGAAGGGCAACGAGUUACUGCACAGGGGCUUCCGGCUGCCGUCGUUGAACGGCAUCGCCAUCACGCACAGUUCACUGCGCCACGUCGACGAUGCGAUUCAAAUCGACCUCGAUUUUGCCAUCGACCAAUCCAGGAUCGCUGACCUCGCUACGGACGUGAUGAAACUCGUGAAAGGUGCCUGA